AUGUAUCAAUAUCGAUACAAGAUGCAUUUAAGGGAUAUUGGCAUCACGGCCCAUUUUAUCGAUCCCGGAACCCACAUUUUACGUACUGUCAUGAUUGGUUGUUUACAAUUUAACGAGAGUCACACAAUGAUAAACAUAUCGGAAUUUCUUAAAGAGAAAUUUCGUGAAUGGUGCAUUCACCAGAAAAUUUGUGCGAUUGUCAGCGACAACGCGUCUAAUAUUCUGGGUGCCGUUCGGAUCGGCGGGUGGCGUUCUAUAAGCUGUUUCGCACAUACUAUCAACCUAGUUGUGAAGGACAGCCUAGAAAUUAUCGCUGAUACCGUGAUCAAGGUGAAAAAUGUGGUGGAGUUCUUCAAUAGAAGCUUGCCUGCGCAGAGAAAACUUAAAGAGAUACAGGAGCAAAUGCAUUUGGCACCACUGAAAUUGAAACAAGACGUGUGCACUAGAUGGAACUCUACGUACGAUAUGCUCAACCGGUUCCUGAAGAUAAAAGAAGCUCUUAUUGCUUCAAUAGCAAUCAUGAGAGCUGAAUUGGCCCUGACGCCCAACGACUGGAUGAUUAUUGAAAAAUCCUUACCGAUCUUGUCCAUCUUCUACGAGGUGUCUAAUGAGGUUAGUGCUGAAAACUACGUGUCCGCAUCCAAAUAUAUAGUGUUGUGCAAACUAAUGUACGUACAAAUUCAAAAGUUUUCGAAUGAAACCGUGGAAACCAUUAAAGGUCUUGUUUCUUUUUUUAAAACAGAACUUAUGCACCGUUUCGGUGAUAUAGAAAAGAACAUGUUGCUUAGGGAAGCCACAAUACUGGACCCACGCUUCAAAAAAUCUGGUUUCAGGGAUAUAAGAAAUUUCGAAGCGGCGGCAGCCGAUUUAAAAUUAAAAAUUGGGAGGAUAGUUCUUUCAGACGAACGCCCUUUGCAACCAGCAGAGCCUGUCGAACCAACCCCAGGUUGCUCAAAAGUAAGCUCACUUUGGGAACAGUUUGACGAAGAAGUGGCACGCCAGGUACCCGAAAAUCCGGUUGCUGCGGGUAUAGUAGAAUUCGACAAGUAUAUGAAUGAGCCGCAAAUCAAUCGACACUGCGACCUAUUAUUAUGGUGGAAAGAACGGAAAGCCAUCUACCCACGCCUUCACUCACACAUGCUAAAAAGACUGAAUAUAACAGCGACAUCCGUACCAUGUGAGCGGGUCUUUUCAAAAGCAGGGCUAACACUUAACGAUAGAAGAACGCGCUUAACUACAAAAAAGUUAACGCAGUUAAUGUUUAUAAGCUGCAACUGA
Parnassius mnemosyne (clouded apollo) is the source of this 1278-nucleotide messenger RNA. The record is from the annotation of a GenBank genome assembly. Lineage: Eukaryota; Metazoa; Arthropoda; Insecta; Lepidoptera; Papilionidae.